AUGUCAACGUCACCAGGAGUCUUCUCGUCAUUCCCGUAUGAUUCCCCUGAUUUUUUCACAUUCAAUGCACCGUUUGCAAAGUCGAAGAGACCACGGUCAGUUGUAUCUCCCCUGCAAUCUUUUCAAGCGUUGAAAAAGAGACGUACAAAGUAUGAUGAGCAGACAUUUACGUAUCAGAUAUCGCAAAGAAUAUUACAGGGAGGAGCUUCGAUCCCUGAUAUUGUCAUAAUGCAGGCCCAUCUCCAAAAAUUGCAUCUAAAUGACAUCAUUAAUGAGAUAAUGAAGGCAGGGUACAUGGAGCACGGUUCACUAGAUAUCAAAUAUACACGUCUGUUAAGCUUGACUGAUAACAGUUGGCCAACUGUAAUAUUUACUUUCCCUUGGAACAGCCAUGAAUUUGCCUCAACACUCUACAGGGUAAUAAGGUCGGGAAAUGUGUCCAAGAAUAUCACAUGGAUUGGUGUUACACCAAGCACAUGGAACGAUUUAAAUGAUUUACCAUUUCCGCUCGUUCAAGACAGUGACGGACGUAUCUCUCGCAAGUUAGGCAUGUUAGAUCCCCUUGGUGGUGAUGUUUACCCCUUAAACAGUAUCAUAAUAUUUGAUAAGAAUGGUGUGGAGACUAUUCGACUCAGACUAAGGUAUGACAGCGGUUUAUAUUAUGACUUCGGAGAAGGUCAUUCACUUCCGGAAACUUUGUCUGAUGUGCUUAACUAUUGCAGUGAAUGA
Molecule: messenger RNA, 729 nt
Organism: Brettanomyces bruxellensis
Lineage: Eukaryota; Fungi; Ascomycota; Pichiomycetes; Pichiales; Pichiaceae
Exons: 1
Coding region: 1-729 (242 amino acids)
Source: RefSeq, a predicted model, not a curated record